UAAUGAACAACAAGGUCUUCUACCAGCACCCCAACUUGAUGAGGGCCCUGGGCAUGCAUGAGACUGUCAUGGAGGUGAUGGUGAACGUUCUGGGAGGAGGGGACUCAAAGGAAAUCCGCUUCCCUAAAAUGGUGACCAACUGUUGCCGCUUCUUGUGCUACUUCUGCCGCAUCAGUCGCCAGAACCAACGCUCCAUGUUUGACCAUCUCAGCUACCUGCUGCAGAAUAGCGGGAUCGGGCUGGGAUUUCCCAGGUCCAGUGGGCGACUUCCGAAGUCCGUAGAGGUUCAAGGUCAGCGCCUCCACGUGAAAAGAGUGGAUCACACUGUGAAUACCACCUUCAUCUGCCAAGCCACCAAUCGUGUGGGGCAGGUUUCGACGCAGCAAAUCAUCCUCGUCCGGGACCAGCCGGUGAAGAGUCAGAGCCGCAACGUUGGAGCCCUGGUCGGGGGUAUCGUGGGGGGGAUCCUGGCCCUGGCACUUCUGGGGAUCAUAGUCUUCUUCAUCCUGCACCGCCGGCACCUCCGAGCUCCCAAAGGCUCCUUUGACCCCAAGGCUCGGGCCUUGGGCAACGGCACUGCUCAGCCCCCGACCCACGACUUCACCGAACUCGACCAGCCACUGAAACCCGCCAUGGGGCGAAAACCAGAGGAGGACGAGGAAGACGAUUACAGAGAGGAGGUUACGCGCGAGGAACGGCGGCACCCUCCCUACGGCUACGCCCCGCGGCACCGGGAGGAUGAGGAGGAACGAUUCGACCAGCUGGGCCCCAUUCUGCGAUUCAGCCCCAACCCGCAUGGCUACGAGUACGACGACAUGGAAUCGCAGCACGACGGCUCUAUCAUCUCCAAAACGGCUGUCUAUGUGUGAGCUCAGUCUGGACAAGCCGUCCUGCA
Molecule: messenger RNA, 895 nt
Organism: Notechis scutatus (mainland tiger snake)
Lineage: Eukaryota; Metazoa; Chordata; Lepidosauria; Squamata; Elapidae
Source: RefSeq, a predicted model, not a curated record